AUGUCCAACAGCAGCUCCAUCAGGCACUUCCUCCUGCUGGCAUUGGCAGACACGCGGCAGCUGCAGCUCCUGCACUUCUGUUUCUUGCUGGGCAUCUCCCUGGCUGCCCUCCUGGGCAACGGCCUCAUCAUCAGCGCCGUAGCCUGCAGCCACCACCUGCACACGCCCAUGUUCUUCUUCCUGCUCAACCUGGCCCUCAGCGACCUGGGCAUGAUCUGCACCACUGUCCCCAAAGCCAUGCACAAUUCCCUCUGGCACACCAGGACCAUCUCCUACUCAGGAUGUGCUGCACAGGUAUUUUUCUUUGCCUUUUUCAUUGAAUCAGAAUUUGCAUUUCUCACCAUCAUGUGCUAUGACCGCUACAUGUCCAUCUGCAAACCCCUGCACUACGGGACCCUUCUGGGCAGCAGAGCUUGUGCCCACAUGGCAGCAGCUGCCUGGGCCAGUGGCUUUCUCUUUGCUCUGCUGCACACAGCCAAUACAUUUUCCCUGCCCCUGUGCCAUGGCAAUGCCCUAGGCCAGUUCUUCUGUGAAGUUCUCCAGAUCCUUAAACUCUCCUGCUCACAUUCCAGCUUAAGGGAAGUUGGGCUUCUUGUGGUCACUUUUUGUUUAGGUUUUGGUUGUUUCGUGUUCAUGGUUUUUUCCUAUGUGCAGAUCUUCAGGGCUGUGCUGAGGAUUCCCUCUGAGCAGGGACGGCACAAAGCCUUUUCCACCUGCCUCCCUCACCAGGCCGUGGUCUCCCUGUUCCUCAGCACUGACACAUUUGCUCACCUGAAGCCCCCCUCCAUCUCUUCCCCAUCCCUGGAUCUGGCAGUGUCAGUUCUGUACUCGGAGGUGCCCCCAGCCCUGAACCCCCUCAUCUACAGCCUGAGGAACCAGCAACUCAAGGAAUCUCUCAGGAAAGCUGAACCCAAUGGGGAGGAAAAGCCCUGGACAUCCCACAGGAGGAGGGGCUGCAAACCCAGCCCAGGAUGCUCUGAGGAGGAAAGACCUACCCUGGGCCAGGAAGGUGAACAGAGCUUCAGCCAGAGCUUAGAACUGGUGAUCCACGAUCAGCUUCAUGAUGGAGAGAAGUGCUACAAGUGCUUGGAGUAUGGGAAGAGCUUCAGGCAGAGCAGCACCCUGAUCCAGCACGAGAUGAUCCACACUGGGGAAUGGCCCUAUGAGUGUGGGGAAUGUGGGAAGGGCUUCAGCUGCAGCUCCACCCUUGUGACCCACCAACGCAUCCACACUGCGGAAAGGCCCUGCGAGUGUCCCGAGUGCCAGAAGAGGUUUCAGACCAGCUCCACUCUCCUCCUGCACCAGCAGAUUCACUCAGAUGAGAGGCCCUUCUGCUGCCCCAACUGUGGGAAGGGCUUCAAGCACAACUCUCACCUCAUCACCCACUGGCGCACCCACACUGGGGAGAGGCCCUACGUGUGUCCCCAGUGUGGGAAGGGCUUCACCAGCAGCUCUCACUCUACCAGACACCAAUGGAGGCACCAGUAA
Messenger RNA from Zonotrichia leucophrys gambelii, 1488 nucleotides. Its product is annotated as olfactory receptor 14C36-like. Bases 1 to 1488 code for a protein of 495 amino acids. Gene Ontology annotation, molecular function: odorant binding; G protein-coupled receptor activity; olfactory receptor activity. The transcript has 2 exons. The record is from RefSeq and is a predicted model, not a curated record. Gene Ontology annotation, cellular component: membrane. Gene Ontology annotation, biological process: G protein-coupled receptor signaling pathway. Lineage: Eukaryota; Metazoa; Chordata; Aves; Passeriformes; Passerellidae.